This is a messenger RNA of Naegleria gruberi, 1578 nucleotides long. RefSeq lists its product as uncharacterized. Gene Ontology annotation, cellular component: endoplasmic reticulum lumen. Lineage: Eukaryota; Heterolobosea; Eutetramitea; Acrasida; Naegleriidae. The coding region runs from base 1 to 1578 and encodes 525 amino acids. Gene Ontology annotation, molecular function: protein N-acetylglucosaminyltransferase activity. The transcript has a single exon. The record is from RefSeq and is a predicted model, not a curated record.
AUGAAUAUCCAUGAGAAUGCUCGUACUAUUGGUUUGGUGAAUACUGCUGUUGGGAAGGGAACUAGGAGAGAGCAAUUUUCAGUAACUAUUGAAACGACAAACUCUAAGGAAACAUCAUCUUUGAAAGAUGUUUCAACAGAUGAUGAAAAGUUUCGUCCUUCUAGGAUUCCACCACUCAUAUGUACUAAACCAAUCUCAAUGAACAAUCUACCAUCAAGUGUUAACCUAUCUGAAGAAGAAAAGCAGAAGGAAUUGUGUGAAAGAGAGUAUGGAUGUGGUCUUUUGCAAACAUGGAAGCAACAAGCUAUUGAAAUGUGUGAAAAGGACGAUUAUGUCAUUCCAAGUUCUGGUCUUAUUGAUUUGGAAAAGAAGAAGGAGAUGGAAACUAAUCAAGCCACUCUCACAUGUUACAAGAACAAUAACAAACAUGUUGAUUCGGAUACAUUUCCACACACUGUUUGUGAAUCAAGUAAUUUGGUGAUGGAUUUUUCAAAAUUGAAACGAGUGCCAUGUUUAAAGUACAGACCUGGUUAUAAUUGUAAAAGGAAAACCUAUUACACAUACUUGGCAGGAGCUCUUCUUGGCAAGUGUAAGAGAAAUCCAGUGAAUUUGGAUCUUUCUCAAUUUUCAAAACACUUUGGAAAGGAAAUUUUCUCAAGUUUCAAAACAUUUAAGGAAGAAAAUUUUAAGGAAAAGAAGGAUAAGGUUGAAUACAUUGAUGGAGUGACUAUUUUCGUUACUAGAGAACAAGAUGAUCACGCCAAUUUGUUUCAUGCCUUGUCAGAUUUCUUUGCAACUUUUCAAAUGAUUGAAAUGUUCAAAUUGGAUAGUAAGAAUGUUCAAAUUGUAUUGUUGGAUGAACAUUACGAAUCUCCAUAUGACUUUUUGUGGAAUUCUACCUUCUCCUUGAAGAGACCUGCUAGAAAAGCUUCCUAUUUCAAGGAAAAAACAGUUCGAUUUGAAAGAGCCAUCUUUCAACAUGCUGGAGUGGCCACUCAACUCAAAUCCAAUUUGUUAGAUUUUUCAGAGUUUGAUCCAAGCCAAUGCAAAUCCAAAGUUAGACUCGUAACUGCCUUUUCAGAUAGAAUUCUAAGCACUCUAGGAAUAGAAAAGAGAAGACCUUCUUUCUCAUCAUCAGAUGAAAUGAUUAGAGGACUUUUUGUGAGCUCGGGAAAAAUCACAAACGAAGAUGAAGUUUUAAUCAAUUUGAAAAAGCAUCCAGAGUAUGGUUAUACCUUUACUUUAGAACGAAUUGAUCUCAAUAAGUUUUCAUUUGUAGAGCAAGUGAAACGAGUUCAUCAAGCUGAUUUUCUUAUUGGUUAUCAUGAUCUUGGAUUGACAAAUAGUUUGUUUCUUCCAGAUGGAACUUCAGGACUAUUGGAAAUUUGGAAAACUUACAAGACACGAAGUAUGAGAUCAUUUGAACAGUAUUCUAGAUGGAAAGGGAAUGAAUAUACACUAUGGACAAACAUGGAUAUGAAAGCUAUUAAUGGAGAUAAUCUGACUGUCAAACUAGAAUCAUUUCUUCAGACAUUUGGUAUUUUCUUAACAACUUUGAGAAAUUCAAGAGCCAAGUAA